Molecule: messenger RNA, 1606 nt
Organism: Erigeron canadensis
Lineage: Eukaryota; Viridiplantae; Streptophyta; Magnoliopsida; Asterales; Asteraceae
Product: putative receptor-like protein kinase At5g39000
Exons: 2
Coding region: 452-1534 (360 amino acids)
Biological process (GO): protein autophosphorylation
Cellular component (GO): plasmodesma; plasma membrane
Molecular function (GO): ATP binding; transmembrane receptor protein tyrosine kinase activity
Source: RefSeq, a predicted model, not a curated record
AUUCUAUAGAGUUCCUAGUCCUAAUUAAGUAGCUCUCAUGGGGAGUGUUUUCUUUUAAAGGAUUUGGUUAUGUUCACUUGUUAUAGGAUUCCGUUUUUGGUGUGCAACCAGUCAAAACUGAGUUUGAAACGAAAACAAAGCCGUUGCAAGCCCCAAGAGGCUUUGAUCAUCAUCUUUCGCACCAAAAAACAUUGUUCAUUCGAAAUUGGAAGGUACCAAAGUCAGGCUCCGUUUUUUUUAUCAGAUGAAAUUUCAAUUUUUUCUCCAGAAUCGACCGGUUCAAUUUGUGUUUAUCUUGUUUAUAGUCUGCAUCAAGUUUCAGAAUUUAUGAAUUCAAAACUAAGCAUUUUUUUUCUUGGCACAUUUUGUGAGAUAAUUUGAUACAUAAUAUAGAAGAUAUAUAUAAGACUUUGUGCAACAGACCGAAGUGGGUUUGUUGCUACUCGAGAUCAUGUUAGGAGCUGGAUUUAGUGAGGACCCAGCAUCGCUAUUUCCAACGGGUCUUCUUUGUCCUAAGUUUUCACUUUCGGAAAUUAAAUCAGCUACACAAGACUUCGACCAAAGUUUGCUCAUAGGCCAAGGAGGAUUCGGGAAGGUCUACAAAGGAACAAUGAAAAUUGGAACAAAAACUGUCGUGGCUAUCAAGCGGUUGGAUUCAACUUCUGCUCAAGGAGCUGCAGAGUUCUGGGCUGAAAUUGAAAUGCUAUCUAUGUUGCGACACUGUAAUCUGGUAUCUUUAAUUGGUUAUUGUAAUGACAGCAAAGAGAUGAUCCUUGUUUACGAAUAUAUGCCCAAUGGAACACUUGAAGAUCACCUACACAAGCUUCAUACUCCGUUAUCUUUGUCACAAAGGCUUAAGAUAUGUAUAGGUGCUGCACGUGCAUUACACUACCUCCAUUCUGGAACUGGCACCAAUCAAGGAAUCAUACACCGUGAUGUCAAGAGUUCGAAUAUUUUGUUAGAUAACAAAUGGGCAGCGAAAAUUUCAGACUUUGGAUUGUCUAAAGUAAGCCCCAUAGGUGUUCCACUAAGCUAUGUGAGUACCCUUAUCAAAGGCACAUUUGGUUAUUUUGAUCCAGAGUACUUCUCAACUGGUAGGUUAACUAGGAAGUCUGAUGUGUUUUCAUUUGGAGUAAUUCUGUUGGAAGUGCUCUGUAGGAAACGGGCAGUCGAUAGGAGUCUUGAUGAUGAAAAUUGGGGAUUGGUAGGAUGGGCUCAGGACUUUUUAAGAGGAGGUAAAUUGAAGAAGAUCAUCGAUCCUGAUUUGAAGGGACAAGUUUCACUUAAAUGCUUGAAUGAUUAUGCAAAACUAGUGGACGGCUGUUUGCAAACUCGUCCAAAGCUGCGCAUUACAAUGGCUCAGGUUGUGUAUGGUCUUGAGUCUAUAUUGGCAUUACACGAGAGAAGUGAAAAUUCAAUUGCUACAACUGGCAUAACUACAUUUGGUAAGAAGUUGCAGAAGUAUUUCUUUUCAUCCGAAGAUAAUUCAGGCAAGUCAAAUUCAACUUCUAUAUUGUGUUUGCCAAGGUUGUAGAUUGUUAUCAGUUUAUUAUUGGUCGACCCCCGAUAAGUGAUAAGUAGGAUAUCGAGUACCCUAAAUUGUAAA